Molecule: messenger RNA, 834 nt
Organism: Prorocentrum cordatum
Lineage: Eukaryota; Dinophyceae; Prorocentrales; Prorocentraceae
Source: the annotation of a GenBank genome assembly
ACGAACGGGGCGAAGAAGACGCACGACGGGUGGCCGAUUGGAAAAGGGCGUGAGCACUUCCAAACAUGGUUCGCAGAUAAGCUCAAGAGUGGAGGCACGGCGAAGUCCAAGAAGUCGGUCACCCUUCUCAAGAAGAACACGAACAAGGUCGCGCGGUGGAGCCUCAACAAAAUGAUUUCGGAAUUCGGAGAGCAGAAGGCGAAGGAGAAGGCAGAGGCGUUCGACAAGGACCCAACCAAAUGGCGCCCCGAUCGCGACGCUGGGAAGGACGGGCCGCGGAGCAGGGAGCACGCCGUCAACUUGGACAGCCGCGAGGAGGGCGACGAGGAGCGGGACACGCGCGAGCUCGGCGCCGAGGCUGACCUUGACACCGAGGAGAGGCAGAUGGAAGCGGAGGCAUCAUUCGCAUCCAUGAGGGCGCGCAACGCUGGAAGUUCGGCUGCGGGUGCGGGCUUGGUCGCUGUGAAGCAGGAGGAAGGCGAGCCAACGGAGGUGAAGCCCGAGGAGAGCGCGACCUUCAAGGCACUGAAGACGGACGGGAAGAAGGUAGUGUUCAACGUCGGGAAAGCGUUGACGAUCGCCAAGCAGAUGUUCAUCGACUCGAAGGGCGGGAAGUUCCUAGGUGAGCUCAACAUGGAGAUCGCCAACAACGUCAAGGAGAUGACGCAGAUCUUUGCGUCGGUCGAAGACGCCGUCUUGCAGGGGGCGGGCGAGGCCACGAUGUUGGCACUAAGCAUGAAAAUCGACAAGGCCUUCGAUGCGCUGAACUCUUGUGUCGAGUGGUUCAACAAGUUCAACCCGAAGGAGAGCCAGCAGAAAAAGCAGAAGAUCUGA